CUUUUAUAUUUUUAGUCAGAAAAAGAGGCGAGACUAACACAGACUAUAUCAGUUGAAUUGAAAUGGAAAGACGAAUUCUUAGUUUGGGAUCCUUCUUUAUAUGAUGGAAUAUCAUAUUUUACUACUACCGGAAAGGAAGUGUGGACACCUGACUUCUUAAUUUAUAACAGACUUGAAUCAAGUUUUAUGUCAGAUGGAUUGCAAGCAGAACAAGUACUUGUUCAGUACGAUGGAACAAUUCGUGUACUGCCGUUUGGAGAGCUAAGCACUAUAUGUAGUGCUAAUACCGAAUUAUUUCCAGCGGAUUGUCAAAAAUGUUCUAUAGCUCUUGGGUCGACCGGAGUCAGUCAACAGCAAAUGUUUGUCUGGGACGACAAUGAAGCAACCAUCGGAUAUGAUAAAAACAAAGAUGAACAUGCAUUUUGGAAGAUCACGAAUGUGGAGAACACAGCAUUUCCGUCAUCUCUUAAAUUAGAUAUAUAUUUGAAAAGAUUGCCUGCACAUUAUAUCUACAACAUAGUGUUUCCUGCCUCUGCUUUAUCUAUACUAGCAGUCUUAUCCUUCUUUAUCCCAAUAGACGAAGGUGAACGUCUUAGUUUUGGAAUAACGAUAUUCCUUUCUUUUAUGGUCUUGAUGCUGCAAGUUGGAAGUGUAUUACCAGAAAACUCCAAAAGUAUUACCGCUGUUGGGAAAUACUUUUUACAGAUAAUGUGUAGUAGUCUUAUAGUAAUAUUUAGCUCUGUUGUUCUGAGCUAUUUUGAGAAAAAAUCAGACAUUGAUAAAUGCACAUGUCGACUGAAUUCUGCUCAUCCCAAAUUACAUGGCGGUGUAUGCAAAAAUGAACACAAAAUUGCGUUCGAAGACCAACAAAACUGUACUGACCAUAUCACGACCGAUAUUAAAGAGCAGUCUGACAAGACAAUGGACCGUUUAAAGAUGUUGGGAUACAGAAAGCUAAUGCAAUAUUUUAGGCCCAUUAAGUUAUUUGAUUGGGUAACUUUCCUUUCCUGUUUGAUAGUUACUAUUUACGGGCAUAUUGAACUUUAUAUGAUUAUGAAUGAUGAAACGUGUAGAAUAUCGGAUUUAUAUUAAUCGUAAUGCUAUACUAUUUUACUAUA
This is a messenger RNA of Mytilus trossulus (common blue mussel), 1118 nucleotides long. Its product is annotated as neuronal acetylcholine receptor subunit beta-3-like. Gene Ontology annotation, molecular function: neurotransmitter receptor activity; transmembrane signaling receptor activity; extracellular ligand-gated monoatomic ion channel activity. Gene Ontology annotation, biological process: regulation of membrane potential; nervous system process; chemical synaptic transmission. The record is from RefSeq and is a predicted model, not a curated record. Gene Ontology annotation, cellular component: neuron projection; plasma membrane; synapse. The transcript is spliced from 4 exons. NCBI's taxonomy places the organism in Eukaryota, Metazoa, Mollusca, Bivalvia, Mytilida, Mytilidae. Bases 187 to 1092 code for a protein of 301 amino acids.